AGCAGAAGCUCUGUGGUGCAGUGGGUCAGUAGGUCAUCUGCUUCAUCAGGUCCAGGGACAAAUGAGGGCGGGUCAUAACUUCCCAGAGGGUUGUCUUUUUCCCAACUAGCACAGCCUAACUGUGCCCUCCAGUGGACAGACAUGUGGACUUGUUUUUAGGUGAUGUAGUUUACAAAUAUUUUUAGUGUGUCGUGGAUAGAAACUUUGUCUUUCUUCUUUCCCCCCCUUUUUUUUUCUUUUUUUUAAUAAUGUUUACUGUCAUGGCGACACUUAGAGGGGAAAAGUCUUGCUUGUGUUUGAGUUUGAACGGCAAGAGCUGCGGCUGGAUCAGUGCAGCCGCCUUUGCGUCUCUACACUGAAGAAAGCAGCAGAAGAAGCGCCUCUGGUUGGGCAGCGCUUCAGACACACAACGUAAAGCGGGAAGGAGCAGAAGGACGACUUAUUAAGCAGAUCUGAAGAUUCUUGGAAUUACUUAUUUCACUUUUAAAGGAGCCUGUUUGCUGCUGCAUGACCUCACCUGACAAAUUACUGGAUGUGUGCAGGUCACCUAAGUUCUGGUCUGGACGAAGAGCAACAAGUACCUGCAAGGCCGCUUCCCCGGCCCAAUCUCUGUUAAUGCAAGAUGGGCAACUUUUCCACCAAGGACAACCAUGGGAACACAGGGGCACCUUUGGAGAGUUUCCACACUCCACCUUCAUCUCCUCAGAGCAGCAUUCCCCAACUUCCACUUCCUGCCACAUCACCUACUUUAUCCCCAUCACCAGCUGCAACUAUCACUUUGAGUGGGAAGAAACCACACCAAUGCUCUCCAAAGAGCCCUAUCCCCCCUCCUGACUGGAAGCCUCCUCCACCAGGUGGCCCAAGCAGCUCUGCAGUCAGUCCUGCAGUGAGCCCUGUUCUCAAGAAAACUGGCAGUAUUGUGGCAGGCAAAGGGCAAGCUUCUUCAGGGAGAAAUGGCGGCCUACCGACCCCUACAUCCAGAACUUCAGGCUCCCAAGUGAAGAGUGUGGCGGUUAGUCCUAUAAAGAGUCCUUCGUCGGUGUGCAGCGCACCACCUUCCACCAGCUCUGUGGAGCAGAGCAAGAAAGAAAGAAACAGUAGUCUGAAUGAGUCCCUUCUGCCGGGUAAUGAAGACAAACAAAGCAAAGAACUAGCAAAACUGCUGGAGGAGUGCCGGACUACACUGGGUGUUACAGACAGAAAGGAUGGGACCACAAACACAACAGAGAUACUAAAGCAACUGCUUACUGAAGUGAAAAGUUUAAAGACUACUUUGCAGACAGAACGUGGGGAAUGGCUGCAGUUCCAGGCAGACUUUCAGGUGGCCGUGUCAGUGGCUGACCGCCUGAAAGCCGAGGCAGAAGAGGAGCUUACGGUGUUAAGAAUGGCCCACAAGGAAAUUCAGAUGAAGCUGACUGCUGCUCAGCAGAGACAGAAAGAGGCUGAAAAUCAGCUCGUCACUCUACAAGGAGAACUAAAGGAAGCCAGACAAAAACUGUCUGUUUUUACCGAGGUUCAAGACAAAAUUGAAGUUCACACACGACAGGAGCUAAAGAGAUCCAAUGGAGAAUCCAAUGUCUCUGAAAGCAAAGAGGGGACCAAUCGGGGCAGGGUCAGGGGAUUGUGCAGGCUUGGGGGAGAAAGGAUGGAAAGUAAGAGUCAGAAUCUCGUAGUGAAGAAUGUUGUUGAGGACGAUUCAAUAAUAGACUCUAAAGGUAUGACUAGAAGUUCCCUGAGAAAUGUGACCAAUGAGGAUCAGGAUGGACCAGAUGUUCAGUCCAGUAAUUCACGAAGGGUAACAACUUCAGAGAGGUCAAGAAGCCUGUCUAGAUUGCCUGCGUCUUCAGACAAUGCUGCCAACCAGAAUGGAACCUUCCAGAUUAACUCCACUUCAACACUGGGGUCAACCAACAGGAACUUGGGGCAACUAAGAGGAAGAAAAAGUCUAGAUUGGCAAGAUGGCAAGUUUUCCAGUGAUGCUGGAAAACGUGAAGAGUCUCUAAAUAAGUACAACUCAGCCCUCACCGAGCUGCCACCCACAAAGUCCCAGGAUGGUUUCAACCUACUACUACGUCGCCAUGGAGGCUCAAAGAGAAACUCGCUGCUCCGCUGGUGUCAGAGCAGAACCCAAGGAUACAAGAAUAUUGACAUCACAAACUUCAGCAGCAGCUGGGCAGAUGGCCUUGCAUUCUGUGCUGUCUAUCACACCUACCUCCCUUCACACGUCCCUUACAGCAGCCUUAGUCCUGAGAACAAGCGAGAAAAUCUCAGCCUGGCAUUCAAAACAGGAGAGGCUGUGGGAAUUUCCCCAUCACUGACAGCAGAUGAGAUGCUGCGAGCUGGUGGUCCUGACUGGCAGAGGGUGCUGGGUUAUGUGGAGAGCAUCUACCAUCACUUUGAGAUGUGAUCGCAUGAGAUGCUGAGGCGAUAGACGGGGAAUAUUUUGAAGAAUGUACACAUUUUUUAUAACUUCCACCAGUUCUGCCAAAUGGUGGCAAUAGUUGAUAGUUAAUAGGCAACUUGGCAUUUUGGUCCAGAUAUAAUUAUUCUGGAAAAGGUCAAAACAACGGGUUAUUACCUGCGUUGUGUGCUUUAACAGCUACUGGCUCUUGUAAUAAAAUCAAGGAAGUGCACUAUACAAAAUAUAUGACCAAUAGUUGAAGACAAACAAAGGAUCCAAAAAUUACUUACACUUAGCGAUUUCUUAGAUAUUUAUCUUUUAAAAUGAGAAUGAUCAAUAAAGGGCUUAUUUCAUGACUUUCAGAAAUUUCUUUUGAAAUUUUCUUUCCAAAAGAUAUUCAAAAAACAUACAUUUUUCUUUAGUUCCCUAAAAUAUCAGAAAGCAAACAGAAGGCAGUCCAAAAACAAGUUGAAGAAUAAUAAAGUCAUCUGUUGGACAGUACAGAACAGAAUUGUCGAAGAGAGCAGUGAUGAGGAAGUCUUCAGAAGAAUUAAGCCUCACAUUAAGAUUAAUCUAAAGGCUCUAAAUGUGUCAAAAAUUUUGCUUUUGAAAUUUUUUCAUUUAUAAAUUAAAUAAAACUAUUUAAUUUAUAAAUUAAAUCCACAGUGCUUUGGAAAAUUGUGGAUAGGCAGAUUGCGACUUUUUAUAUUUAUUAGUAGGAUUUAAGGCUUUCCGGCACUGAUACAUGUUGAAACAUGCCCUUCAAUGUUCAAAAGCAUUGAAUAUCUUUUUUUCCAAGCAUUCUUUUGUGGUGGAUGCUAUGUUACUGUAAGUGUCUCCACACUGGUACUGUAUACUAAAAGAACUCUAAAAGCAGUUUUCCCUCUACAUAUGGUUUUAAUUGUCUAUAUGUUUUGCCUUUUGCUUUUAUAUGUGCAAAAUGCAAUAUUUACUGGACGCCAUGGUACUCUGCGGAUGUGCACUUUGGAGAUGCCAUUGCUCUACAUUACAUAUCUGGGUUCUUUUAGAGCCUUGAGGCUUCUUCCUGUUAAAAGGGAGUUAUUCCUUUCCACUAUUACCAAAUGCUUGCUCAGGAUGAGAGAUUGCUGCAAAGUUAAUAAUACAGUGCAGUCUACCAUCCACUAUCACCUCAUGGCUCAAGAGGAAGAGCUGAUGUGAAGUCAAUAAUGUAAUGGAAAUUGCUGGCCUUACUUUGAUAGAUAACCUUUGACCAGUUUGUGUCACAAAAGGGAAUUUGACUGCAAUGAAGCAACUCAGUAUGAAUCAGCAUCUGAAUUUUAACCCAUCUUUAUGAUUGAUUUGAUUUCUUUGAAUUGUAUCUGUCUAAUAUGUAAAGUGCCUUCAGAUUACAUAGUAGAGAUUAGUACUGAAUGACUUUGACUGAAGCAAGGGUUUUGUCAGGUCUAAAAUGAUCAUUAUGACCAUAUGCAACCUGAAAACCCUUUUAGUCUGCCAGUGUAAAUUUUGUACUCUGGGAUCUGAAUUACAAAAUUACUAACGUGACAAAGACAAAUACUUGCUUACACAAGCCUUUAAAUCCAGUUUCAACACCAUCACACUUCUUUCUGCUUCCUCACUAAUUCAUGCUGUUGUUGCUACAUGUCUGUUGCCAAAGAUUUAUGUGCCAAAUUUUGGAUGCUGCACUGUAAAAUAAUGUCAAUAUGUAACUAGUGUGAACAGCUUAUUCCAAAGCAAUAAAGUGUUAAAAUAUUA
Molecule: messenger RNA, 4135 nt
Organism: Xiphophorus maculatus (southern platyfish)
Lineage: Eukaryota; Metazoa; Chordata; Actinopteri; Cyprinodontiformes; Poeciliidae
Product: cytospin-A-like
Exons: 12
Coding region: 623-2407 (594 amino acids)
Molecular function (GO): protein binding
Source: RefSeq, a predicted model, not a curated record